This is a messenger RNA of Cladocopium goreaui, 1110 nucleotides long. Lineage: Eukaryota; Dinophyceae; Suessiales; Symbiodiniaceae. The record is from the annotation of a GenBank genome assembly.
AUGGAGCAAUUCAACACUGAGAUGGACAAGCUCAGGAAGGACUACAAUUAUCAUCUUGUGGAAUGGUUUUCCAACCUCAGGAAUAUCCUGACUCUGGAGAAAUUCUCUUUGAGUCCUAAGGUGGUGGCUCUGACAGCUGAGAUGGCUGACAUCAAGGUGAAGCUCAGGUGCUCUCAGGAACAGUUUGUGGACAUGCUGCAGAAGUACUACACUCAGCAGUUGGUUCAGCUUGAGGAUCCUGAUGCUGUGCCUGAUUGGGUGAUGCUCAGUUUCAGGAAUGAACUCAGUCAGAUCUUCAAAGACUUCAAGGGUUACCCAAAGAUCACUCAGGGGCAAUGGAUUAGGAUUCUCAAGACAGCUCUUCAGGAUGCUCAGGAUGGUUGGCCAUCAGAGUGUAUCCCUCUUCCUCAGCCUGCCCAGCCUGCCCAACCUGCUAAGUCUGAUACAUUUGAUGCUACCCUCAGCAAGUUUCAGGAUAUGGAAAAGGAGUUGAAUGCACAGCCUGACCAUGAGGUGAUGGAGGUGCCUGACAAGGUUUUGUGGACUCAGAAGGGUGGCCAAGGGCGCUACCAGCUUCAGCCCAAUGAUCCACCUCAGGAACCCUCAUGCUUAGCACUCUUCAACAACAUGGACUCAGAAAACAUUGUGGAGACUGCCAAUGAUGCUCAGGGCUAUGUCAAGUCUGAGCUCCAAAAGCUGAACAUCAAUGAGAUUGACAAGCUCCUGGACAACUCAGAAUCAGAUCAGAAGCUCAGUGACUUGGACAAUGUACCUGACCUGAUUGAGGACAUGAAGUCCAAGAUUCUUCUACUUGAGCAGGCACUUGAAUCUCAGGAGCUCACAAUGCUUAGGCUCAGGAAAGAUGCUAAGAACAUGGAAGAGGAGCAAGGUGAGCUCAGGGCUUUGCAUGCUGAGCUUCAACUCUCAGUGAAAAGAUCUCAGUCCUACUGGGAGCAGAAGCUGUCUCAGGAUCUUGUGAAUAAGGACGCUCUGAGAAAGUUCAUGGAAACUCAUCAAAUGAGUGAACUAGAUCUCAGGCAGCUGAUGCAAAAGUCUCCUCAGAUUGAUCACAAGCCUCAGGACUCAGUGAAGGAAGUUGUGGAUGUAUAA